AUGACAGACCAGAUGUGCACCUUUCUUUUCAAAAAGCCUGGGCGAAAAGGGGCUACAGGUCUCAGAAAGCGCCCGAUCUGCCACCAAGAGUCCGGAGACGGCAGCAGCAGCAGUGAUGAAGGCAGCGCUGUGGUUAGCCGGAAAAAGAAGCGGGCGACCCACAAUCCGAUGAUACAGAAGACCCCUGGCAGUGGUAAACAGAAGGCAGCUUAUGGUGACCAGAGUAGCCAGGAGGAGGAGAACGAGCCCGAGAGUCUCGGCGUGGUCUAUAAGUCCACUCGCUCAGGGAAACCCGUGGGGCCAGAGGAUAUGGGUGCGACUGCUGUCUACCAGCUAGACACAGAGAAGGAGCGUGACGCACAAGCCAUCUUUGAGCGCAGCCAGAAGAUCCAGGAGGAGCUGAGGCACAAGGAAGAUGACAAGAUCUAUCGGGGAAUCAAUAAUUAUCAGAAGUACAUGAAACCCAAGGAUACAUCUAUGGGCAAUGCUUCCUCCAAGAUGGUGAGGAAAGGCCCCAUCCGAGCUCCCGAGCAUCUGCGUGCCACCGUGCGCUGGGAUUACCAGCCCGACGUUUGUAAGGACUACAAGGAGACUGGCUUUUGCGGCUUUGGAGACAGCUGCAAAUUCCUCCAUGACCGUUCAGAUUACAAACAUGGCUGGCAGAUCGAACGUGAGCUUGACGAGGGUCGCUAUGAUGUCCAUAAGGAUGAAAACUAUGAAGUGGGAAGCGAUGAGGUGUAA
Molecule: messenger RNA, 741 nt
Organism: Globicephala melas (long-finned pilot whale)
Lineage: Eukaryota; Metazoa; Chordata; Mammalia; Artiodactyla; Delphinidae
Product: E3 ubiquitin-protein ligase RNF113A-like
Biological process (GO): snoRNA splicing
Cellular component (GO): U2-type spliceosomal complex
Molecular function (GO): metal ion binding
Source: RefSeq, a predicted model, not a curated record